This is a messenger RNA of Symbiodinium natans, 420 nucleotides long. The record is from the annotation of a GenBank genome assembly. Lineage: Eukaryota; Dinophyceae; Suessiales; Symbiodiniaceae.
AUGCGACCCCGAGAAACCGUGAAGCGGAUCAGUCCUGGUGCGGUCCUUCUGUCCCUAUCGCUCGUUGCUCUUAGUGCCGCACAGUCGUUCGACGCAGAGGAGGUCAGGGAGCUGGUGGCUUCAGGACGGCUCAACGAGAGUGGAGACCUUCUGCAAGAAUUUCUCUUCAAUGCCACUGCUGAUGGUGAUGUUGACAUUCUGCAAGUGCUGAUCGACUUCUGGCCUGACGGCCUCCACAUCACCAGAGGUUCAGGAGAAACGCUCGCACACGUUGCAUCCUUCAGUGGCCAGCUAGAUGCCUUGAAGUUCUUGUUGCUCCGUACACCGGAAGCUCUGAAAGCGAAAACCGAGCCCGGCCUCACGCUGUGGCACAUGGCAGCCGUGAAUGACCCACAAAUCCGUGCUCCGGUUUUUGCUUGA